Messenger RNA from Cherax quadricarinatus, 12204 nucleotides. NCBI's taxonomy places the organism in Eukaryota, Metazoa, Arthropoda, Malacostraca, Decapoda, Parastacidae. The record is from RefSeq and is a predicted model, not a curated record.
UUUAUCAAAUGCAGAAAAGCUAAUAGCAAGAAAAGUGUGCAUUGCCUUCAAGCAGACAUCUGUGAUUUGAUUUGUUAAGAGCAAAUGGAAAAUCAUACGUAUGUGAUGUGAAUGGGUUCAGCUUUGUGAAAAACUCGAGCAAAUACUAUGAUGACUGUGCCAAGAUCCUGGGCAACAUGAUCCUCCGGGAAUUAGCACCCACCUUCCACAUCCCCUGGGCAAUUCCUUUCCAGCUGGAUGAUCCACCAAUUGUCCCAACAACUUUUGGAAAAAUGAUGGAACUGCGAUGUGUGGUGGCAGUGAUAAGACACGGAGACAGAACACCAAAGCAGAAGAUGAAGAUGGAAGUAAGACAUCCCAAGUUUUUUGCACUCUUUGCAAAGUACGAUGGUUACAAGGAUGGGCAUGUGAAGUUGAAGAAGCCCAAGCAAUUGCAGGAGGUAUUAGACAUUGCCCGAGGACUCUUAGCGGAGAUUGAACAGAAGCGGGCAGAUCCGGAGACAGAAGAGAAGAAGGGCAAGUUGGAACAACUCAAGAGUGUCCUGGAAAUUUUUCUAAAGGACCUAAGGUUGCAAGAGGAACAACUUUGCUGUUUGACGUAUGGACACUUCUCAGGAAUCAAUCGGAAGGUGCAGUUAAAGUACCAACCACGAGGAUGGAAAAGACGGUCCAGUAGUGAAGAAGGGGAUUCUCCGAGAGAACCAUCACUAGUUCUUAUCCUGAAGUGGGGCGGAGAACUCACCCCAGCUGGACGGGCUCAAGCAGAAGAGUUUGGACGAAUGUUUCGCUGCAUGUAUCCAGGUGGCCAAGUAGUAAAUGUGACGGAACCAAGCUGUUCAGUCCAGGGAGAAAAGUCUUCAGGGUUUUCAUUAGAAGGCCACAAUCAUCAGAACAUCAUCUGCAUACCUCAGCAACUUACUGGUGAGCGAACAGAGUGGAUUGACGAGUCAGUGACUGGAUGUGAGUAUGCAGGAACUCAGGGACUUGGUCUACUCAGACUACACUCAACUUACCGCCACGAUCUUAAAAUAUACGCCAGUGAUGAGGGGAGAGUUCAGAUGACGGCUGCUGCAUUCGCCAAGGGUCUUUUAGCUUUGGAAGGCGAACUUACUCCAAUUCUAGUACAAAUGGUUAAGAGUGCUAAUACGAAUGGAUUGUUGGAUAAUGACUGUGACUCCUACAAGCAUCAAAACAUGGUGAAAAAUCAUCUUCAUGAAGCAAUGCAACAAGAUCGCAUACUUACAAAGGAAGAUAUGGAAAAGUUAAACCCAACUAAUUCAAGAUCAAUAAAAACUGCUCUUGAGUUUAUUCAGAACCCCGUCAAAAUGUGCGAACAUGUCAAUGCUCUCAUCAAGAAACUAAAUGAGAGAAUAAAGAUUAGAAAAGAAGACCAAAAGACAAAAGAAUUGCCAUUGUAUCACGGUGAAUCUUGGGAACUAAUGCAGCGUCGCUGGGCAAAGCUGGAAAAAGAUUUUAGAACAAAAAAUACAAAAUUUGAUAUCUCCAAGAUCCCAGACAUAUAUGACUGCAUCAAGUACGACUUACAACAUAAUAACCACACUCUGCAGUUUGAGCAUGCAGAAGAACUGUACAAAUGUGCCAAAUACCUGGCUGAUGUAGUAAUACCACAGGAAUAUGGGAUGACACCACAAGAGAAGAUGGCUAUUGGACAAGGCAUUUGUACACCACUGUUGAAGAAGAUCCGUGCUGACCUCCAACGAAACAUCGAAGAAAGUGAGGAAAAUGCUGGAGAGAGCAUUAACAGGUUAAAUCCCAUAUACUCUCACGGAGUGAGCAGUCCAAGUCGUCAUGUGCGCACAAGACUGUACUUCACCAGUGAGAGUCACAUACACUCACUUCUCACUGUCUUGCGCUUCGGCGGACUUAUUGAUAAUCCAAAAGAUGAGCAGUGGAACAGAGCAAUGGAUUAUAUUGGCGCAGUUUCAGAACUGAAUUAUCUUAGCCAGAUUGUCAUCAUGCUCUAUGAAGAUCCUACUAAGGACCCAUCCUCAGAUAGUAGAUUUCAUGUAGAACUUCACUUCAGUCCUGGUGUCAACUGCUGUGUUCAUAAGAACCUUCCUCCUGGACCCGGGUUUAGACCAAAGAGCAGAAAUGAACCUGAGAAAUUCCAUGUGUGUAUACCAAGGCCAAGUAUUGCACCCAGUGCGCCCUUAUCCCCCAAAGCCGAGGCAGAGAUGAGAAGAGCUCGAGGUGCUUCUCGCAUUGACGAGGAGGACCUUCAGUACAUCAUGGAGGAAAUAGUUGAACACGCCUUGGAGGGAAAAAAUAUGGGAAAUGAUGAGAAGAAGGUCAGGGUAGGAGCCAAUGUGAGAGAUUGUUUGAGCACUCUCUCACACACACCAUUCUCAUCAUCUUGUCUUUUGGAAACAAGAGAUGAAGAUAAUGAGAACAAGGUCUUUUUGCCCCUACCUGAAAAGGUGUUGCCAGAAAAGUAUGUUGAAUUUCCAGAUGGCGUAAUGCAGCCAGGAGGUGUUGAUGUAACCGACACGGACAUUGUGAUAGCUGUCAAGUCCGAGCCAAUACCCAUUACUUCCAGGUCACACUCUGAAUGUGGACUGGUGCCCGCAGAACUCCCACGACCAUAUCCCAUCACACGAUCAUUGUCUGAUGGAGCAUCUUCAUAUCAACGAUCUCUCUCCACAUCUGACUCCCUGACACGUCCUCGGUCUCUGGAGACUGAAAAUAACCUGAACUCGGAUCACACACCCAAAGCAGAGAAAGGGAGCUCCAGCUUAGAUUCUGUCAGCGAUGAAGAGAGCAUCCGCCGUCACCGACACAGCAUCCCAGGCCACCUCAGUUCCUACUUAACCUUCUUAGCUGGGUUACAGCAGAAGGCAGCUGCUGCAGCAGCUGCAGCUGUUCCGGUCUUCUCUACUGCUGUUAUCUCAGGAUCAACAUCUGCUCCUGAUCUACGGGACAAUUUCUCAGCCCUUCCAUUCUCUGCCAAUCUUGAAGGCCUUGGUGGUGUGCCUUCGAUCCGACCAUUAGAAACAUUGCACAAUGCCCUCUCCUUGCGUCAGUUGGACGCUUUCCUUGAGCGAAUGGCUCUAGCGCAGUUUCGCACCCCACUAUCUUCCCCUCCAAAGAUGCCUUCAACCCCAAGACACCCUCGCUCACAGCCCCCACCACUAGGUCUUCAGUCUCCUUCAUCUAGUAUUGGCUGGUCUGGGCCUCCAUCAUUCGUCUCGUCUUCUGGCCCCUCCUCCCCCAACAUCAACACACUGGAGUUCUUCUCACACCUGCACCGCUACGACACCUACAUGCCACCACCAUCACCACAGUUCCUCACUCCUAUUACUUCUUUAACUACCACAGUUGCUCCCACUAACCUAAAUACUGCUAUUAGUGAUCACACACUCAACCAUCCGUUCAUCACCAAACUUAAUUCUGCUGCUGCCAACUAUGUGGCUACCACUGCUAUAUCUGCUAAGAGUGCUGCAGCUGUUCCUCUCACUCAUGUGGCUGCUGAUGCUGCUGCUUCUAGACUUAUAUUAGAACUAACCAACAGCACUACUCCUGGUUACACUCAGGAGCGACUAGGCUUGGCCAGUGAGCACAGUAGUGUUGCAGAGCUGAACACUGGGGUGGCAGAGAUGGGCACUUCAGAAGAUCUCUCUGGAGAUGCUAGUGAACCGGGAUCCCCUUCUGAGGGUUCAGAAAGCUUGGGCUCACCCUCGCAGACUGAGGUGGCAUCCAUCAUAGAGAGGGGUGACACAGCCACACCUGAUACUCACAGUGAUGUCCAGGAUCAGGACAUCUCAUAUAGUGAAACCUCAGAACCAGACAACAACUUUUUGCAUGUAGCUAAUACCAGAAGUGCCACCUCAGACUGAUUAUUGGUAAUAUUGUUUUUCAUAUCAAGGAACAGCUUUAAUAAGCUUUUAAGAAUGUCAUUCCAUUCACGUUUUGUCUUAUUACUUUGUCUUACUGGCUGUUCCUUAGCCUAAAUUCUCAUUAUUUGUGCCAAAUGUAAGCCAUUAGCACUGUGGAUGCAUGUAUUGUACAGGUAUUUAUGUUUGCUCAUUAUUUAUGUUUUGUCUUGUUAAUGGAUAUAAAUAAUUACAAUAUGAUUGUGCACUGAUGUAACAGACACUGCAUCUCAACAUGUUUUAUGAAGAUAAUGUUCAGCAUAUUUCAGUUAAGAAUUAUAAUGUCAAAAUAUAUAGGGGCAAGCUAGGAUGUUCAGAAACUUUUUAACUGAGGUAUUUAUGUAAAGCCACUUUUUAUGGACAGAUUUAUUUGGAUUGUAUCAUAGUAUGGAUAAAUAUCUGGUCUAUUUUGUCCAUGAUAUUUAACAUUCCUUGAUACUAUGGGAAGUUUUGAAGUUAAAUUUUUCAAAUGACAAAAUAUAAACUGUCUGAAGCCUCUGCAUUUACAUAGUCAUCAGACGUGUAUUGUAGAGGUCUUUUAACAUAUGUGGGGAUGGUUCAGAUGCCUGUAGUGCCUUUUUAUAUUUGAUUUUGGGACAUCUGUAAAUAGGAUACACAUAAUGACCAAUUUUUGUCUUUUUCCAACUUUGUUUUAUAAUCUUUAUGAACUAACAAUUUUUUUUGCAUUGUUCAUGGAAUAUUAUUUGAUUUUGCAAAGCUCAUUCAAACUUAUUAUAUCCAUCAAUUAAAAAUAGUAAUUUCAGAUCAUAUUUGCUACACUACCUACCACUAUUUAGUACAUGUAAUACAUUUUAUUUUUUUUAUGGAUUGCAGAAACUUUUUAAAUUCAUUAUAAACUUAGAGUAAAAGGAGCAUUAUUAAAAAUGUUUAAAAUAGACAUACCAUGGGAGGAAGAGUAACGAACAGCCAUUACACCAUUAAUCAGCAUCCUCAUAAAUAGUUUUCAACUCUAGUUUCAUAUUGUUACAGUAGAUCAUCAUUUAAAAAGUAGUUAUACUGCACAUGAUUGUUUUAGCAUGAUUGAGAAGUUGCAGUGCAAAAAUAUAGAAUGGGAAGAGGCUCAGUAUUGAAUGUUGUAAGAUGUGAAUUGUGGUCUUGUGCACUGUGGAGUUCCCCUUCACCUCGCUGGGCUUAUGGGUGAAUACAAUACAGUAAUUUGCCUUGAAUCCUUUCAUUGCCUCAUCUCAUCUCUGAAUAGUAAACUUGGCACUCAAGAGGAUGGUGAGGUGCCAUAAAGUUUUGAUGGUCUCUUAAGAAAAUUAAAGUUUCACAUAUGCUUAUGGGUUUAUAUGUUAUGGAGACAGCAAACUCUUUUGGUUUGAGCUAAUCAUCCAUUUGUACAAUUAGAAGGAAUGAAAAGAAAUUAAGAGCUUGUGUAAGGACUAGUGCAGAUUGUGAUGUGCUCAGAAGAAUGACAAAAAGAAAAAUACAGAUAAAUAAGAUUGAAUAUGUGGAUUGAGAGGAAAACAAGGAAAGAGACCCAGCUUAGUGCUGAAAUGAUAUAGCACUAAACCUUAUCCUACUAAAAACUGUAUAUACAAAGGAAGGAGAACCUUCACAAAAGGUACUUGUUUACUAGUGGAUGGUUUAAAGGCUUCAUAACAAUGUUUAGUGAUGAGAAUGCAUCAGCUGAUCAUGUUGCUGCAGGAAAGUUCCCUGCUAACUGUGGGUUAAUAAUUUCUGAGAACUAAUAAUCCCUACUAGAUGUUGAAUGCUGACAAGACAGGGUUAUUUCGGAAGUGUAUGCCAUGGAUAUCUUACAUUAGCAAAAAGAAAAACAUGCAUCUAAUUCCAUGGUAGCUAUGGAUAAGUUCAGCAUACUUCUCUGCUCCAGUGCAACACAUUUUUGUAAGUACAAACCUAUGGUAAUUUAUCACUUAGAGAAUCCCUGAGUUUGAAAAGGUCAAGACAAAGCCUGUUUUAUUGCUAUAUGGUACUCUAAUACAGCAGCAUGGAUGACUGAGGUUGUUUGUUGACUGAUACAAGCAUUACUUUAUUCCUGCUGUCAAGAUGUACAUUGCUACAAAAAGCCUUGCAGUUUUGCCAUUACCACAUGUGUGUACAUGCAUUUACAUGUCUGAAUAACUCCUUGAUCCAGUGGUUGUAUCAGAGAUGUAUUUUUUUUUUAACACACGGGCUGUGUCCCACUGAGGGAGGGUGAAAUAAAAAGAAAAAUUAAAAUUUUUCUUUGUAAAUUAAGUAAUUUAUACAGAAGGGGUUACUGGCCUCUUGCUCCCAGUAUUUUAGUCGCCUUUUCUGAUGCGCAUGGCUGGUGAAGGAAGAAUUCUUCUCCAUUUCUCCAUAGAGAGCCAGAGAUGUAUCUUUCUUUCUUUCCACACAUCGGCCGUAUCCCACCGAGGCGGGGUGGCCCAAAAGGAAAAACGAAAGUUUCUCCUUUUACAUUUAGUAAUAUAUACAGGAGAAGGGGUUACUAGCCCCUUGCUCCCGGCAUUUUAGUCGCCUCUUACAACACGCAUGGCGUACGGAGGAAGAACUCUGUUCCACUUCCCCAUGGAGAUAAGAGGAAAUAAACAAGAACAAGAACUAGAAAGAAAAUAGAAGAAAACCCAGAGGGGUAUGUAUAUAUACGCUUGUACAUGUAUGUGUAGUGUGACCUAAGUGUAAGUAGAAGUAGCAAGAUGUACCUGAAAUCUUGCAUGUUCAUGAGACAGAAAAAAGGACACCAGCAAUCCUACCAUCAUGUAAAACAAUUACAAGCUUUCGUUUUACACUCACUUGGCAGGACGGUAGUACCUCCCUGGACGGUUACUGUCUACCAACCUACUACAGUGGUAAAAAUACAUCUUUAACAUUUGAAACCACAAGCUGCAACAUUUGAGAAUGACAGAAUUGUCAAGAGUGAUGAUGGUUCUUGACAGUUCUGUCAUUUACAGAUGUUAGAGUCUGUGGACCUAAAUGUUAAAGUUGUAUUUUUACAACCUUAUAUGACAUCUUUGAUACAACCACAACAUUGAGGAGUUAUUGAAACCUGUAAGUGCUUCUGCACACAAGGUAAUGGAUAAACUUGUGACAACAGUGGAUGAUAGCUCUAAGAUUGGAAUCCCAGAGUUCUGGUGUAACUUAAACAUUGCAGAUGCAUUUUCAACCAUAAAUGCAGGCUAGGGUCAAAUAUUACUUUCUCUGGUGAAUAAUAUAUGUGAUAUUCCCUCAGUAAGUAGUCCUGUCAAGGAAAUUGUGUUCUGGUAAGGACAGUGACACUUGGAAGCUUUCAAAGUAUGCAUGAAGACAAAAGAAAUGAUAGAUGAUGAUGAUGGAGGAUGAUAUUGAUGAUGAGGAAGUUCCUGAAGAAGAAAUGCUGGAGGAUCUCGGUUCCCAGUUAAGAAAGAAGCAGAUAAAAGAAGAGCAUGACAAAGAACAACUUUGAAGAUAAAUGGUUAACACUGCAGGAAUUAACCAUUGCUGUGAAAUAGGGUUUGGAGCAGGUGAUGAUAUCUUAUUAUCACCUGUAUAAAAUACUUUUGGAAAAAAAGGAGCACUACAGAAUACUUGAACAUUCCAAUAUCGGCUGAUAUACAUCUCUCAGUGUGUACAUGCACUGUUAUGCUCAGCACACACACACACAUGAAGUAGGAUAUAUUCCACAGAAUAUAUAUAACUUUGACCCUAGUGUAGUUGAUAGGCUUUAAACCCCAUUAACCAGCCUAAAUCUGUAGCCAUCAACUACUGACAACUCUGCAUCCAUAUCAACACAAAAACCAUAGUUAUCUACCUCAGCCCAGUAGGAGCCACAUCAAUCUUCUCCACAAACUUUCAAGUCAUUAUGCAAUGUUAACUGCAAUGUAAGGGGAUAAAAAAUUUAUUGUUUUGCAAUAUUGUAGAAAAAAGUUGUUUGAUUUUCUGGAGGUCUGUUUAAUAUAACUCCAUUUUUAGCAUGCCUUCUUCAGAUUUGUUAGCACCAAAUUAGAUUAAAUGCUGAUUUUCAUGACCAUACCCACUUUUCUAACUGAUGGUCUUCCGUUUUAAAAAACAUGAACUAAAUCCAUGUGGGUCUUACAACAAAAUAAAUAUUAUGUCUAUAGGUAUUUUACUGCAGUGAAUGAUCCCUUAUCCAGUGGUGAUGGGGAAGGGUGUACUGGAUUUUCUGAAAUGUACCAGAUCAUGGGUUAUUUUUGUAUAGACCAUAUUUUUUUUGCACAGACCUUUUUAGCCUUAUUUUCAAUAAGAUGUUUUUCCUCUGAAAAUUUUCACCAAAAUCAUUUAUAGUGUUUAUAUGUUUAACUUAAGCAUGUAUGAGCAAAGUUAAUGUUUGUUUAAUGAGGAUUCGUCAAGAAUGAUAGAUCGUAUUAAUUACGAUUUUGUUAAGAUAAAUAUUUUUUCCUGUUGGUUUUUUGCCAAAUAUAUUGGUAGCUUGUAUACAUUCUUUUUAUGUAUAUGUGAAGAGAGAGAUUAGUAAUAUAAAUUAUAAAUAUUACAGUAAACCCUUCAUUUAACAUAUAUACUUUGGAAAUCUUCUUUCUUCUUUCAACAAACCAGCUGUAUCCUACCAAAGCAGGGUGGCCCAAAAAGAAAAACUAAGGUUUCUUUUUUUAAAUUUAGUAAUGUAUAGAGGAGAAGGGGUUACUAUCCCCUAGCUUGGAAGUAUGAAACAAAAUCUGCCAGGUCAGUUGAUUUAGAAACAGUGGACAAAGUCCUUUGGUCACUGAAUUGUUCAUUAUUAUUACAAUCGCAGCAAAACAAUAUUCUCUCUAUCCACCACAGUUGUCAUUUCUGGUCAUUGGCUUUCCCCCACAAUUAUUGGUCAUCUGAUUCCCCCGCAAUUACUGGUCAUCUGCUUUCCCCACGAUUACUGUGGGUCUUUGUCGUCCCAUCUCUCUGUCUGCUUGUCUCUCUUUCUGUCUCAGAGAGAGAGCCGCUCAUGAACCAACAGGUAUUACACACAGUGCAGAGUCGUCAUGUCUGAUUCCUGAACAAGUCAUGCUUAUUAUGCCUUUUAUCAACAAGCACAGUAUAGCACUUUGUCUGAAUUUAUUUGGUUAUUCUAGGUAAUUUACCUGUGAGAUAGAGACAGCCAAAGUCUAUCGGCCAGCUGGCCUGCUGAACACAUGUUUCUCUUUACUUAGGGCAUAGAUUAUAGGACAUUCUGGCAGGAUGACACUACCAGUGGUACCAAAAUUAAAAGGAAGUUGCAUAUGUUAGAGCCUGGAUGUUCAGUAAGUUUAAUUUUAACAACCAUAGAAUUGACUGGGAAAAAAUAAACCAAGAGCUAUCAGACAUAUCCUGGGAAGCAGACAUGAGCACCCUAAAUCCCCCCCCAGUGCCUAGAGAGGCUGAAUAGAGAAGCAUACAAGGUAUGUAUGAAGCACAUACCAUUGAGGAAACCCAGAAGGAGAUCAGAUAUAGGGAGAGAGCAUAGGAGAUGGUACAGAAGAAGAAAACAGGUUACUGAAUUGCUUAAAAACACAAAUAUGCUACAACAGAGGAAAGAUAGGCUUUGACAAGAGAUCAUUGAACUAGAGCAAAAACUUAGGAUUCAUAUCUAACAGAGGAAGUACAAAGGGAACAAAGGGCCAUACAUGAUAUUGCAAGAAACCCAAAAUAUCUCUAUUCUUAUGCAAAAUCCAAGCUAAGGACUACCUGUAGAAUUGGACCACUACUGAGAGGAGACUCGUAUACUAGAAAUGAGUGAAAUCUUGAAAGAACAGUAUGAGUCAGUGUUCAGCAACCCACUAAAUGACAGCAAGGUAGAAAAUGCAGAAAUAUUUUUCACUCCAGAAGAAAGCCACGCAGAUCAGCUAACUGACAUUAGUACAAAUCCCAUAGAUUUCAAAAAGGAAAUGGACAACAUGCCCACUCACUCAGCACCUGGACCAGAUUCAUGGGAUGCUCUAUUUAUAAAGAAGUGUAAAGUCCCAUUAGCACAAGCACUCAGCAUUCUUUGGUGAAAUACCAGAGGCUUUAAAGAGUGCAGACAUAGCUCCUUUGCAUAAGCACUAGCUAAAAAUUACAGACCAUUAGCCCUAACUUCUCACAUCAUAAAAAAAUCUUCGAAAGAGUGAUGAGACAGCAGAUUACAAAUUUCAUGGACCAGCAUAACCCAAACCAGCAUGGUUUUAGAGCAGGACGAUCAUGCCUGUCACAGCUGCUGAAUCAUUAUGACAGAAUUACAGAGGCAUUGGAAGACGACCAAAAUGCAGAUGUGAUUCACACAGAUUUUGUGAAGGCAUUUGACAGAUGCAAUCAUGGAGUGAAAGGGCACAAAAUGAGGUCCAUGGGCAUUACAGGGAAGGUAGGCAGAUGGAUUUUUGGGUUCCUAACACACAGAACACAAAAAGUAGUAGUGAACAGGGCAAGAUCCAGCAUCAGCAAAGUCAAAAACUCAGUGCCCCAAGGCACUGUCCUGGCACCUCUGCUGUUUCUCAUCCUCAUAGCAGUUAUAGAUAAAAACACCCAGCACACUUUUGUAUCAUUAUUUCCAGAUAACACUAAAAUAAGCAUGAACAUCACUACGGUAGAGGACACCAAAAAAGUACAGGAAGACAUAAGCAGGGUUUUCAAGUGGGCAGUGGAGAACAACAUGACGUUCAGUGGUGAUAAGUUCCAGCUGCUUAAGUAUGGAAAGAAUGAAGAACUCAAAAGGAAUACUAUAUACAAAACACAAGAGGGUCACCAAAUAGAACGUAAGGAACACGUAAAAGACCUGGGAUGAAGUUGGUCCACAAAAUAUUGUCAGAAUAAAGGUAGUAGUGUAGGGGAGGAAACUGGACCACUACUUGUGUAAAGGCUAAAGCAUCUAUGUUGGGAUGGCUAUGUAGGCUUGUGUGCUGCUAACAGCAACAUCCUGGUUGACCAGGCUAAAGCAACUCUGUUGGGAUGACUCUGUAGGUUUGUGCUGCAAACAGCAACAACCUGAUUGACCUAGGCAGUUGACAGUGGCAUCUUUCAUCAGGCUGUGUACCUUUGAUAUACCUUUGAAGAGUUUCGAGAGUUUAACUACUCUCAGAGCCCAGCCAUGGGCCAGGCUCCUCUGCUUUGUGAAGUCUCAGUACCAGUCACACAUACAUCACAAAAAUGUUUAUAAGGUCAUUUGAUCUCCAGAAGUGGGGAGAGGGCCCACACACUGAGUAGGUUGUCAGUAUCUCCCCAACUUUGUACCCAAACUAAUGACCUUGCAUUUAGAUUUUGCAUCUCUAUUUUCACUUAAUGCAUUUUCUUGAAGUGUGUUCUACUGAAUAUUUUUCCCCUCAUUAGCCAUCUUCAACCAAGGCAGGAUAACCUAAAGAAGGAAGCAUAUGCUAUCAUUCAUUCAAUAUCUGUCUUGCCAUAAGUUUGCUGAUAUCACAAUUCAAAUUACCCUCCGACUCCAACAUCCCCACCCUUUCUUCAGAGAGCAGACACUGCCUGUCCCACCUUCAAGACUCAAGUCCUGGUUUACCUGAAUUCCUUCAUAAAUGUUACCUUGCUAUUUUUAUAUUCAUAAACAACUGCUAAACCCAUGAUGAUAUUCAUUGCUGCCUAAAUCUUAAGAAACAAACAGUGCCUGAUACCCGUAGAAGCAAGGACAAAUUUAUAGACUCUGCUUGUAAGUUUAGUGUAGAUGCUAGUAGAGCUUUACAGCUCCUCUGUUUACACCUCAUCUCUCACUGGCAUGGUUAAAAUUAUUGUAAAUAACAUACAGAAUUAUAAAAAUGCCAUACAGUACUGUAUGCUGUAUUCUUAGUGUCGAGUUGUCUCCUGCAUUAGUGGACCAAGUCUCAUAAUUCAGAAGGCAACUAGGCAAUCAUGAAAAUUAGUUUCAUAAUUUGGAAGUUGUAGACAGGUAAUAUCAUACACUCCCUCCUACCUGUUAAUCCAUUAAUGAGAGGGUUCACUGUACAGUAGGGCCCCACAUAUAUGGCAGGUUAGGUUCCAGGCUACCACUGGUAAGCAGAGUGCCAUUUUUCCACUUAUAAAUGCUUAUAAAUGCCAGAUAACAAGUUUACACUAACAUAUAUUAAAUUAGCAAUAGAACUAGGCAUUAAAAACAGUAAAAAGUAAAAUACACACACAGAACACUCUUUACUUACCUUAAAAUAUUUGUAGUCUUAAUGUAGAGUGAGAGAUAAGUAGUAUUUAUUGUAAGAAGUCAGGUGUGGUAGGUAUGGUAGCCCUCCUGGCCACCCCACACACGUAAUAUACUAUGACAUUUAAAGUGCCCCAGAGCAAUAAAAUGCAUAUACAGUACAUUCAUUACUUACCUUAAAAUAUUAAUAGUCUUAAUGUGGGAGUGAGAGGUGAGUAAACGAGGUAAAAUGAAUAAACAAGAGAGAACAAGUAAAUGAGAGACAAGAGAGAG